This is a messenger RNA of Vicia villosa (hairy vetch), 782 nucleotides long. RefSeq lists its product as uncharacterized. The coding region runs from base 60 to 365 and encodes 101 amino acids. Lineage: Eukaryota; Viridiplantae; Streptophyta; Magnoliopsida; Fabales; Fabaceae. The record is from RefSeq and is a predicted model, not a curated record. The transcript has 3 exons.
CAAACAACAGAUUAAAAACUUUACUCCAAAGGAAUUCUAAACAGAAGCCCUGAUUGGCGAUGGAGGAAGCAACCGGAAGCAGCGGCGUUGGGAUUCAUUGGCUGUGGGCGGUAGCGAGUGCUGGUCAAAUGGGAUGGGGUGUGCGUUCAUACCUUAAGGGCUACCCAGGGGAUUCGUGCCUCAUGCCUUUGAAAGCUUUCACUGUUGCUUCUCUCUUCAUAGGUAGCGCUGCUUCCGCUUCUAUCUUCAUUCUUCAAUCUAAUGGCAUCCAUGGGGUGGAUGAUCUCAUUGGCGCCGGUGCCAAUUUAAGAGCUAAACUUGGGUUACGUCCACGCACGCCGAAUAAGAAUAUGGAUGAGUCCUAACCAAAUACUCAGGCACAGCUUGUGCUAUUACUUGGUGACGUGGGUCCUUGGUGGAGAAGCAGUCAUCAUAAUAUACCGAGGUUUGGUUCCUUGUAAGGUUGAAGGUUUCAUGUGCAGUUCAAUUCAACAAUAAUAUGCUUAUUAGAACACAUUUUGGGUAUGCAACAUGUAAUACUUUGUCAUCCAUAAUACAUUUUUCAUUGAUCUUAUUAAUCAAGAAGUGUAGUUUUGUAGAGCUUCAGUUUUUGUAAGACACGGCUUAAGCAAUAGCAUAUGAGUGGUGAUGCCAAUUGUUAAGUUAUAGAGUAGAAUCAAUGUUGAUGUAGGAUUUAUAAAAAAGACAAAUAUAGUUUUAUACUGUUGUCUUGCAAUAUAUCACAAUUAUGACUUGAAAUAAUAAUCAAGUUGUAUGUUUAA